UCCUGACACGUCCUCAGUGAGCGGCACAGGUUUACAAACUUUUCUUGUAUAACCCCGUCGCUGAUUUCGGUAACCAUGCGCGAGUGUGUGUCCCUACACAUCGGGCAGGCGGGUGUACAGAUCGGUAACGCCUGCUGGGAGCUGUACUGCCUGGAGCACGGCAUACAGCCCGACGGGAUGAUGCCGAGUGAUAAGACCGUCGGCUAUGGGGACGACUCCUUCAACACGUUCUUCAGUGAGACGGGAGGGGGGAAGCAUGUCCCCAGGGCCGUUUUCGUGGACCUGGAGCCCACUGUGAUCGAUGAAGUCCGGACUGGGACGUACCGGCAACUGUUUCACCCCGAACAGAUGAUUUCUGGGAAGGAAGACGCGGCUAAUAACUACGCACGCGGACACUACACCGUCGGGAAAGAGAUCAUCGACAGAACGUUGGAUCGAGUCCACAAAGUGGUGGGUUGA
Molecule: messenger RNA, 459 nt
Organism: Branchiostoma floridae (Florida lancelet)
Lineage: Eukaryota; Metazoa; Chordata; Leptocardii; Amphioxiformes; Branchiostomatidae
Product: tubulin alpha chain-like
Exons: 1
Coding region: 76-459 (127 amino acids)
Biological process (GO): microtubule cytoskeleton organization; mitotic cell cycle
Cellular component (GO): cytoplasm; microtubule
Molecular function (GO): GTP binding; structural constituent of cytoskeleton
Source: RefSeq, a predicted model, not a curated record